Actinia tenebrosa (Australian red waratah sea anemone) is the source of this 936-nucleotide messenger RNA. RefSeq lists its product as uncharacterized. Gene Ontology annotation, biological process: mitochondrial proton-transporting ATP synthase complex assembly. The record is from RefSeq and is a predicted model, not a curated record. Gene Ontology annotation, cellular component: mitochondrial inner membrane. Lineage: Eukaryota; Metazoa; Cnidaria; Anthozoa; Actiniaria; Actiniidae.
UAUUUUCAUCUUUUUUUUAACACGUGCAAAUAUAUUGUCAAAUAUGCUGCAAUUUUCCCGGAAAUUUCUGACUUUUUCCGAGGUUUUUAAGCCCCUAAGUGAAGUCUGUUUAGCAUGCAGGACAAGUCAGGUACUUUGUAGAAGGACUUUCUUGAAAAGAGCGUCAAAAGAAAAGAAAGAAGAAGAUAAGUUGAAAAGAAAGGAAGAAAGGAGAGAAUUGGUUGCUGAGAUCACUAAGGGAUAUUUUUCAGACCUAAGAGAGUUUGGUCAAAGUGGUGGAAAAAGAUUUUUUGCUGCUGAAAAAUUAAUAGAUCAAGAGGAUGCUGUCUCCUUCCCAGAAUUGAAUGCAAGAAACUUACACAAAAGAGAUGUAAAGUUGAAUGAAGAGUUUAAUGAUAGUGUUACGUUGGUGUUAAUGUGGUUACGUGCUAUUGGACAGAACAUGUGUAGUAAAUAUCGAGAGCAUUUCAUGGACAAUUUUCAACAGCAUCCACAUGUGAAAUGCUUCGAGGUUAAUGUUGUUGAUGGAUUAUUUUUCAAGUUGAUGAAACCUUUCAUAGAAAACAGUUUAAAACAGCAAAUAUCACCUGACAAACAGGAUCGUUAUUUAUGUUACUAUGGUAACACAAAGUCAAUAAAAGAUACGUUAAUAGAGAACGAGAUAGUAGGUCACGCAUUUCUUGUAGACAGGGCAGGAAAGGUUAGAUGGAAAGCACAUGGGAGACCAACGCAGGAAGAAAUUGAAUUUAUGAUCAGAUGUACAGAAGAACUGAUGAAGGAAAWUGAAAAGUCUCUCAAUCAAAAAUACCAAAGAUGAGCGAUAGAAUAUGUUAGGUAUUCCACUCUUCUGACAAAAUGAAACAUGUAUGUCUAGAUUUACUCUAUUGCUACAAUUCAUUUUAUUUUACCUAAAAAUAAAUUACAGAUUAUACAUUA